Messenger RNA from Girardinichthys multiradiatus, 1590 nucleotides. RefSeq lists its product as uncharacterized. Gene Ontology annotation, biological process: inflammatory response; monocyte chemotaxis; neutrophil chemotaxis. Lineage: Eukaryota; Metazoa; Chordata; Actinopteri; Cyprinodontiformes; Goodeidae. The record is from RefSeq and is a predicted model, not a curated record. Gene Ontology annotation, molecular function: CCR chemokine receptor binding; chemokine activity. Gene Ontology annotation, cellular component: extracellular region. Bases 96 to 1220 code for a protein of 374 amino acids. The transcript is spliced from 10 exons.
GUCAGUUCACCAAGCUUCCCGGAGAGGAACAGAGCCAGCUGACCAACAGAAAAGACUUUCUUCAGCAUUUCUUCUCAUAUUUAUUGAUAGUGAAAAUGGUGAACUUUGCCAGCUUGUUGAAGAGUUCGUUGGUCGUCAUCGUUUUGUCGGUCGCUACUGGACAUGCAGCUGAGAAGUUAGCUACAUGUUGUAAGAGAGUCAACAAAAAUGAGAUCACGGAGCCAAUCUUGGCAUACUUGAGCCAGCCGGCUAAUUAUCCAUGCAUCAAUGCAAUCAUCUUUCAGACAGAAACUAGUCUUUACUGCGCUCCAGUGAAAGUUCGUUGGGUUCAAAGAAAGAUUCAAGAAUUGAGGGGAACAAAGGCUCUGUCAAAGACUCCAUCUGUGGUCUCUUCAUCACCAUCACCAGUCUCUCUUCUCUCCAUCAUAACAUCAACCGCCUCCCCCCUUUCACCCUCCAACCUGCCUCCUUCUUCUUCCUCUCCUUUCUUCACGUACAUCUCCACCAUGACAUCUGGAGACACGUUUUCUGGAAACGAAGAGGAAGAGUCCUCCAUGUCCUCUGCCACCAUGUGGCAUCCAGGUGGACCUACUGGAGUGCAAGCUCAUCAUGAGGACAAGUAUGGAGAAACAUUUCAUCUGCCAACCCUGUCCUACCACACCUGUCCUUGUCUGCUUGCCUGCAUUUCACGCCUGCCUGCCACCAUCUACGAAACAACCAAAAAUACUUUCUUUACUAUUUAUUUCUUGACUGUGAAAAUGGUCAACUGCAGCCUGUUGAUGAGUGUGUUGGUCGCCAUAAUCGUGGAGGCGGCUUCGGGACAUCAAGGUGAGAAGCUGUAUACUUGCUGUAAGAGUGUUGGCACAAGAGAGAUAACAGAACCAAUAAUAUCAUAUCAAAUCCAGAGGUUGAAUCCUCCAUGUGUCAAAGCAGUCAUCUUUACCACAAAGAAUGGUCACUACUGCAGUUAUCUUAAAGCUCCCUGGGUGUCCCGGAAAAUUAGGGAAUUCAUGAGAGCAAAAGCUCAGUCAUCUACUCCUCAGGUGGUCGGUUCGUCCCCUUCGCCAUCAUCAUCAUCCUCCCUCCUUUCCAUCAUUACAUCCACCGCUUCUCCUCCUUCAUCAUCAACCCUAACUUCUUUUUCAUCAUCUCCAUCCUUCUUUUCUUCUACCUCCACAAUCACAGCAAGUGAGACAUUUUCUGGAGCAACAGACCAGUAGAGGUGCAUAUCCUCCAGUACCAGCUGAUGAAAAGCAAACAGCAAAAUUUAUUUAUUUGUCUCUAUGCUACUCAAAACUAACGUUAGGAAAACUUAAAGAAAGAAUUAUACUAAAUUAUAACUUAAAUUAAAUAUUUAGUUUAUUUUAAUGUUUGAAGAAAUUAAUUUAUUAAACUAGAUGAGAUGUGCAGCUACAGAAGAAGAUAAAAUCUAUUAGUAUAUUUAUAUUUAUUUCAAUCUUAAAAACUUUGUAAUAAUUGCUAAAAAGUGCUGAUAUUGGUAAUAUGUCUUAAGCUGUUCACUUUCACUUUAAAGUUAAGUUUUACAGACAUGACAACAUUAUUUAGAAAUAAAUGUUUCUCUGAUCUUAA